AUGAGAAAUUACUCCGCCCCAACCGAGGACACCAUUCACGGGGGAUCCUCGGAUGCAACGCUGGAGGUUGAAAAGUUGUACGACUUGAAGCGAGAAGGUGUUCUUAUCGGAGGUGGCUACACAGAGGUCAUUUAUGAUGCUCAUGGGCAACAGAUUGCUGCCAAUGAAAGCAGUCUCACUAACCCAAAGAUGAACGAAGAAGAGAAAAGGAAAGAAGCCACUGAGGUGAAAGAGGAAAUGGCAGUAAUAUUGCCUAAUACGAAUGGACAGCAAGAAGGCAAGGAUGCGUUGCCUCACACAGUUACAUCAGAGUCCACUGUGCAGCUCAAGAACGGGGACCAUGGUUCUUCUACAGAGGGUAUUCCUACAGGAAAUGGGAGGACUGAGACUUUAUCUUUACGCAAGGAUACUUUCCAGUAA
Trypanosoma theileri is the source of this 420-nucleotide messenger RNA. RefSeq lists its product as uncharacterized. The transcript has a single exon. The record is from RefSeq and is a predicted model, not a curated record. The coding region runs from base 1 to 420 and encodes 139 amino acids. Lineage: Eukaryota; Euglenozoa; Kinetoplastea; Trypanosomatida; Trypanosomatidae.